UUUCAUUAUUUAAGAUAUAAAAUACGAAAAGCCAAGAGGAUAAUUGGCUAAAAUAGCGGUAAACGCACUUUGUGGGUCUACUCUUAUUUUAUCAGAUCCAUGGUCUACUCUGUUGCUUAAAAUCUGCAGGAAUCUUGCUUAAAUUCCGUCUCAUUGAAUUGUUGGUUUCUUGUUUAAAUCGACAGCGACAUCUAGUGACCAACAUUAGUAGUAGGCUUCAACAGGCUACAUUAAUAGUAUGUUUUAUUUUGUAAAGGGUUUGCAGCGACUAUUUCCGGGAAAAAAUAUUUCCAAUUCCUGUUCACUGGACUGAAUCCAUUGUUUGGGUCUUUUUUAUUUGUAGUUUGGCCAUUACCUUCAAAUGCGCGUUUUAUGCGUGUUUAUCAGAUUAAAGUGCAAAACUUUUAGUUUUCUUUCGUGCCGUGCUACGAUGGCAUCUCCUCCUGUGGGACAGGGCUUCCAAAGCAAGACCAGGGUGGCCAUUCUGGCGGAGCUGGACAAGGAGAAGAGGCGACUGCUGCAGGGUCAGUCUCUAAACUGUCCCGGGGCGAACACGACUCUCUCGUCGGUACCUCGGAGCGGCCUGAAGGACGCGAGGGACUCCGCAGAGCAGCAGCACAUCGCAGCGCAGCAGAAGGCCGCACUGCAGCACGCACACGGACACUCCUCCGGCUUCUUCAUUACGCAGGACUCAGCGUUUGGGAACCUCAUCCUCCCAGUGCUUCCCCGUCUGGAGCCAGACUUGUGACUUAAGAAAUGUCACAGACGUUGCAUCUUGAGUUGAUGAUCAACUUUCCAAAGUGGUUAAUUUGCUUCAGAAACUCGACUGACUGUUCAGUGACAAUGUAAAAAGGGGAAACUCAAAAGUCAAAUGCUUUUCUGCCCGUGUUGUCUUGUCUAUUCUGUGAUGUGUUUGUGAAACAGAAGUGUUUUUUGUUUUUGUUUUUUUUGGUUUACAUUUGUCAUGAUCAUGUUAUUGGCCUGUAAACUAAUAAGAAUAAGAAGAACGUG
Boleophthalmus pectinirostris (great blue-spotted mudskipper) is the source of this 1011-nucleotide messenger RNA. Its product is annotated as SOSS complex subunit C-like. The coding region runs from base 362 to 748 and encodes 128 amino acids. Lineage: Eukaryota; Metazoa; Chordata; Actinopteri; Gobiiformes; Gobiidae. Gene Ontology annotation, biological process: DNA repair. Gene Ontology annotation, cellular component: nucleus; SOSS complex; nucleoplasm. The transcript has a single exon. The record is from RefSeq and is a predicted model, not a curated record.